Messenger RNA from Filobasidium floriforme, 1308 nucleotides. RefSeq lists its product as uncharacterized. NCBI's taxonomy places the organism in Eukaryota, Fungi, Basidiomycota, Tremellomycetes, Filobasidiales, Filobasidiaceae. The record is from RefSeq and is a predicted model, not a curated record. Gene Ontology annotation, cellular component: plasma membrane; endoplasmic reticulum. Gene Ontology annotation, molecular function: monoatomic ion channel activity. The transcript is spliced from 12 exons. Gene Ontology annotation, biological process: monoatomic ion transport. The coding region runs from base 114 to 1061 and encodes 315 amino acids.
CCCAUACGGAUCCCCUCCCUGCUAAUUCGACCGUCCUUUCCGAUUGAAUCCUCUCUUUUCGUAGCUUCCGAUCUCCAGAUUCUGCAACGACCAACAACACAACUCUAGUCAUCAUGGAUUUCCUCAAAGCUUCGACUCUCACGAUCCCUCAUCCGACCCACUCGGGGACGUUGAGUAUCCCUGCGCCGGUGACGAGCACCCACCACCACCACCAUCACAAGCCUACUGCUUUGCCUCCCCCAUACCCUGAGGGUCCCUCAGCCCAUAUUGUACAUGUCCACGACACGGGCAAGAAGGCGCUUUGGGUGUUUUGGGCAAUCUUCACCGUCUCGUUCUUGGUCGUCCUUCUGAUGGCCAAGCGGGUCGAACGCAAGUUGAGGCUUUUCCACUUGCUGACCGCGACCAUCUUGGGUAUGGCCAUGAUCAGCUACCUCGCCAUGGCCUCUGGCAUGGGUGUCGCUCUCCAGCGUCAGUUCGAGAACGCCGCCGACGGAUCCCGAGUCCUCAGGCAGGUCUUUUACGCUCGAUACAUUGAUUGGUCCCUCACUACUCCCCUUCUCUUGUUGGACCUCGCUUUGCUCUCUGGCAUGCCCUUGAUCACCACCGCCGUCCUGAUCCUCGCCGACAUCGCCAUGAUCUUGACCGGUCUCUUUGCCGCCUUGAACAGCUCCAGCGAGAAGACUAGGUGGUUGAUGUACGCCGUCAGCUGUGCCUUCUACCUCUACGUCCUUUUCACCUUGAUCUUCUCCGGAAGGAACGCCGCCAAGCUCCAGUCCGCCGGUGUUCAGAGGGUUUACAACGUCACCGCCUUGAUGAUCAUUGUCCUCUGGACUGGUUACCCCAUUGUCUUCGGCUUGACUGAGGGCAAGGGCAGGCUCUCUGUUGACACUGAGAUCAUUCUCUACGGUAUCCUCGACGUCUUGGCCAAGGUCGUCUUCGGAUUCUACCUUCUCCUCGCCCACUCCCACACCGAGGGUGAUUCGGUCGUCCUCUCUGGAUUCUUCACCGAGCCCCGCAACGCCGGUCAAGGAUACGGUGCCAUCAACCAGGAUGACGACUAGACUUCCGUAUCCAAACGAAAUCUACUCAACUAUCCAUAAAGCCUCGUCACGUCAUGUCUCUGGUCUCUCGGAUUCGAGGACAGUUUUAAUGAACGCACGAUCUCUCGAAACCGAUCCUGUUUGAUCAAUCCUUCUUACCCACUCAUGAACGUCUGUUUACUUUUGUCGAAACUUGUUGUCGAAAACUUCCUGUAUUCUUCGGAAUCGAGAUGUAACGCUCAGUAUAUACAAUCAUGUCUAUCUUUCA